AUGUUAUCAAAAAACAUCAAUAACCUCAUCAAAAAUAUACCUAGAUUUUACUUUUCAUAAGGUUUUAGAUUAGAAUACGACUCAUUUGGUGAAAUGAAAGUCCCAAACGAUCGUUUGUGGGGGGCCUAAACCUAACGUUCUGUUUAAAACUUCGAAAUCUGCUAAGACGUAGACAAAAUGCCCAAAUCAAUAAUAAAAGCUUUCGGUAUUUUAAAAAAAUGUGCUGCUAAAGUAAAUAAAGAAUACGCAUUAGAUUCUGAAAAAUCAAAAUACAUCUAAAUGGCUGCUGAUGAAGUAAUUUAAGGGAAACUAAAUGACCAUUUUCCACUUGUAAUCUGGUAAACUGGUUCUGGUACAUAAAGUAAUAUGAAUGCAAAUGAAGUAAUUGCUAAUCGUGCUAUACAGCUUAUGGGUGGCGAAUAAGGGUCCAAAGCAAUACAUCCAAAUGAUCAUGUAAAUAUGUCUUAAUCUUCAAAUGACACAUUCCCUUCCGUAAUGCAUAUUGCUACAGUUUUGGAAACCUAAUAGACUUUAUUACCUGCUUUAGAAGAAUUGCUUCAUGCUUUAGAGGCUAAAGAAAAGGAGUUUUAAAAAAUAAUUAAAAUCGGUAGAACACAUACUUAAGAUGCCACCCCUUUGACCUUAGGUUAAGAAUUCUCAGGUUAUGUGACCUAAAUAAGGAACGGAAUAUAAAGAAUUAAAGAUAAUCUACCUUAGGUUUGCUAAUUAGCCCAAGGAGGAACUGCUGUUGGUACUGGUUUAAAUACUUACAUUGGCUUUGGGGAAAAAAUAGCCAAUGCAGUCUCUUAAGAAACGGGUUAUAAAUUCGAAACCGCCCCAAACAAAUUCGAAGCCCUCCAAUGCAACGAUUCUCUCGUUGAAUUUUCUGGAUCUUUAAAUACUUUAGCCUGUUCUUUAUUUAAAAUUGCUAAUGACAUCAGAUUUUUAGGAAGUGGCCCCAGAAGUGGUCUCGGGGAACUCAUAUUACCUGAAAACGAACCUGGUUCUUCCAUUAUGCCUGGUAAAGUUAAUCCUACCCAAUGUGAAUCACUUACAAUGUGCUGUGCUUAAGUUAUGGGAAAUCACGUAGCUGUAACAGUCGGAGGAUUAAAUGGACAUUUCGAAUUAAACGUUUUCAGACCAAUGAUUGCUAGAAAUGUUUUACAUUCAAUUAGGCUUUUAGGAGAAGGUAGUAGGUCUUUUACUAAAAAUUGCGUACUAGGUAUUAAGGCAGAUACUAAAAGAAUUGAGCAUUUAAUGUAAUAAUCACUUAUGCUUGUUACAGCUCUUAAUCCUUAUAUCGGAUAUGAUAAAGCUUCAAAAAUUGCAAAAAAUGCUCAUCAUAAAAAUUUGACUUUAUUAUAGUCAGGAUUGGAGUUAGGAUACUUUACUGAAGAAUAGUUUAAAUAAUGGGUUAAACCUGAAGAUAUGCUUGGACCUAAGAAAUAUGUUAAGAAAUGAGAUUAUUUUUAUAAUAGGAAUAUUUUUUUAUAUGUAAGUAUUUUAUUUUUUAUUUAUUUAGGCUUUUUUUUAUU
Molecule: messenger RNA, 1535 nt
Organism: Ichthyophthirius multifiliis
Lineage: Eukaryota; Ciliophora; Oligohymenophorea; Hymenostomatida
Exons: 3
Biological process (GO): fumarate metabolic process; malate metabolic process; tricarboxylic acid cycle
Cellular component (GO): tricarboxylic acid cycle heteromeric enzyme complex; mitochondrion
Molecular function (GO): fumarate hydratase activity
Source: RefSeq, a predicted model, not a curated record